GCCAUCUCACAGCUCCAGUACCAACCAGCAACCCAAGGCUUUCGACAAUGAAGUUCAGUGCCAUUAUCGCCGCUGGCGUCCUCUCUGUUUCUGCUCUUGCUAAGAGCGGUUACAAGUAUGAGCGCCUUGACAAGAACGAUGCCGUUCUCCUCGUGGUCGAUAUCCAGGAAGGCCUUUACCAAUUGACCAGAGAUUGGGAUCCUACUCUGUAUCAUCACCAGUCUAUGGCUCACGCUGCUCUUGGUCAGGCUUUCGACAUGCCUGUUAUCCUGACUACCUCCGCCGAUCAGGGCCCCAACGGUCCUCUCAUGCGAGAGAUCCGCGAAAUGUACCCCAAGGCCCCUCUCGUCCAACGCCAAGGCCAAGUCAACGCCUGGGACAGUGAAGAGUUCCGCGACGCCGUCAAGGCCACCAACAAGUCCCAGGUUAUCCUCGCUGGCAUCACCACCGACGUCUGCACCACCUUCCUCGCUCUCUCCCUCCGUGAUGCGGGUUACUCCGUCUGGGCCAACAUGGAAGCAUCCGGCACUACAACCCCUCUUAUCCGUGAUAUUUCCAACGAUCGCAUGCGCGAUGCUGGUGUUCAGGUUGUGAGCUUGUUCUCCAUUGUCUGUGAGCUGAUGCGUGAUUGGAGGAACAAGCCUGGUGCUAAGGAGAUCUACCCUUGGCUUGGACAAUACUACCCUGCUGCUGGUUACAUGGCGCGUGGCCAUGCUGCGGCUAUUACUAACGGCACUAUCCAGCCUGGUGAGGAUGGAUAUACUCACUAUCCUUAGAGCUAGAUUGAUUUCUGGUAUUGGCAGUGUCGUUGCCUAGAUGGAUAAUGACUUGCUCUGGG
Messenger RNA from Fusarium oxysporum Fo47, 838 nucleotides. RefSeq names its product Isochorismatase-like protein. The transcript is spliced from 3 exons. Bases 48 to 776 code for a protein of 242 amino acids. Lineage: Eukaryota; Fungi; Ascomycota; Sordariomycetes; Hypocreales; Nectriaceae. The record is from RefSeq and is a predicted model, not a curated record.